GUUUUUAGUAACCGUAUAUUGUUAAUUAUAACGCAUUUUAAAAAAUUGGGAUCAUUGAUAGCAGUAAAUCGCGGACGUCUAUUCCCACAGUAUAAUAAUAGUACAUAUUCUACAAAGGUAUUGUUUGGAAAGGAUGAUGAUGAAGUUUUGGCUGCUGUCCGAUAUAUAGCAGAGCAAAUUAAUGUGGAAAAACCAUUGUUAAUUUCAAUAUCUUUGAAAGAUUAUGAUAUAGAUACUUUAAAAGCUAUAGUUACAGCUAUAAAUAAUAUAAAAUCAUGGUGAUAGUAUAAAACAUAAACAUGAGCUUAAUAUUUGGUCAAUUAAUCAUUGGUCCACCUGGAAGUGGUAAAACCACAUAUUGUCAUGCCAUGGCUACAUUUUUAGAAAAAUUAGGCAGAAAAGUGGCUGUUAUUAAUAUUGAUCCUGCAAAUGAAAACAUGAAAUAUACACCAGCAGUAGAUAUAUCUGAAUUAAUAAAACAUGAAGAAGUAAUGUCACACUAUGAACUUGGUCCAAAUGGAGCUUUAGUUUAUUGUAUGGAAUUUUUAGAAGCUAAUGUUAAAUGGUUGAUUACAAAACUUCUAAAUUUGAAAGACCAUUAUCUUAUUUUUGAUUGCCCAGGACAGGUCGAAUUAUACACACAUCAUAAUUCAGUUAGUGCAAUUGCUGAAAAAUUAGGGCAAAAUUUAGUAAGAUUAUGUAGUGUGCACCUUGUUGAUUCCCAUCAUUGUAGUGAUGCUGGUAAAUAUUUAUCUUCUUUAAUUCUUUGUACAACAACCAUGUUAAAAUUAGGCUUACCUCACAUUAACAUAAUGACAAAGUUUGAUGAAAUGAAAAAAUUUAGUCACUGUCUAGAUUUUAACAUAGAUUUUUAUACAGAAGUGCUAGACUUAAAAUAUUUGUUAGAUAAGUUGGAUGAAGAUUCGUUCACAUCAAAGUAUAAAAAACUAAAUGCAGCUUUUGUGUCAUUGAUAAAAGAUUAUAGCCUUGUUAGCUUUAUACCACUGGAUGUUUCUAAUCAAGCAUUAUUACUACAAGUAAAGAAUGCAGUAGACAAGGCAAAUGGUUAUAUUUUUGGUGGAAAUGAACCGCAAGAUGUACAAACUUUACUUGCAUUUUCCAUUUAG
Molecule: messenger RNA, 1127 nt
Organism: Habropoda laboriosa
Lineage: Eukaryota; Metazoa; Arthropoda; Insecta; Hymenoptera; Apidae
Product: GPN-loop GTPase 2
Exons: 7
Coding region: 300-1127 (275 amino acids)
Cellular component (GO): cytoplasm
Molecular function (GO): GTPase activity
Source: RefSeq, a predicted model, not a curated record